Messenger RNA from Xylona heveae TC161, 901 nucleotides. RefSeq names its product Sm-like ribonucleo protein. NCBI's taxonomy places the organism in Eukaryota, Fungi, Ascomycota, Xylonomycetes, Xylonales, Xylonaceae. The record is from RefSeq and is a predicted model, not a curated record. Gene Ontology annotation, molecular function: RNA binding. Bases 114 to 401 code for a protein of 95 amino acids. Gene Ontology annotation, biological process: mRNA splicing, via spliceosome; spliceosomal snRNP assembly. The transcript has 3 exons. Gene Ontology annotation, cellular component: U2 snRNP; U4 snRNP; precatalytic spliceosome.
AGCAAAGGAAAUCCACUGAUUGAACGUUACCGCUUCUCGUCCUGCGCCCCAACCUCCAUCUCUCUUUUUUUAAUACCUUUUAUUGCUCUUACAUCUUCUAUACUCCAUUUACAAUGUCUGGUCGCGGCGGAGGCGGUGCGCGCAAGGUUCUAUUGCCGCCCAUCAACUUCAUUUUCAAACUCCUCCAACAGCACUCAACCGUUUCGAUCUGGCUCUAUGAGCAGCUUGCCAUCAGGAUAGAAGGAAAGAUCCGGGGUUUCGAUGAGUUCAUGAACCUCGUCAUCGAUGAUGCAGUGGAAGUGAAGCUGGCGACAAAAUCAGAAGAGGAGUCAAGAAGGGAGCUUGGGCAAAUAUUGCUCAAGGGCGAUAAUGUUUCUUUAAUCCAAAGUCUACAAGGCUAGAAUUUCGCAAUAUUUUUCUUCUUUCUCACGGGUCCAGGUGGAUUAAUUGGAUGACAUAUUCUGCGUUCGGGCGCUUGAAAAAGGUCUUUUUGCUGGUCGGCCAUUACUUUGAAAGAAAUUUUCUCAGAAAAUCAAUGUUCACGUGGUCCAAGAACUCUCCCGUCACCGACAAUCAGGCCAUCUAGGAGCCAGUCAGUCGAGUCUUUCGGCACUUCCUGUUCCUCGGGCAGCAGUUGUUCCUUGAGGGAUAGGCCGACUUGUCGAGCAACUAUGAUUAGUAGUGUAUUUUUUCAAAAGGAGAGUUUUCGUGACCUACUCAGUAAUGGCAUCUUCGCAUUUUCUCCAAGCUUGGACUUUUGGUUCUCAUUCAUUUUUUGUAAGAACAUGUCAUAGAAUCCUUUUCCAUGCCCUAAGCGGCCCAAUUUCGUAUCAAAGGCCAUUCCUGGCAUAACUAGGAAAUCCAAACCUCCCUUUCCUUGUUCAAUUCCAACCCGAUCUGC